Choloepus didactylus (southern two-toed sloth) is the source of this 8213-nucleotide messenger RNA. It is a transcript of the gene GSE1, whose product is annotated as Gse1 coiled-coil protein. The coding region runs from base 809 to 4435 and encodes 1208 amino acids. The transcript is spliced from 16 exons. Lineage: Eukaryota; Metazoa; Chordata; Mammalia; Pilosa; Megalonychidae. The record is from RefSeq and is a predicted model, not a curated record.
ACCCUCCCAAAAGUUAUUUAUACCAAGCUGGGAAGAGAGAACUUUCUAGAACUCUUGGGCUGAGGUGGAAGGUGCAGUGGCCCCAGUUCUUAACAUGGUCAACCCUUUGCAGUUGGGGCCAUACAGAUCAGGAACAGAGGUAGGGGGCUGGGGAGGAUAAACACACAGCCUAUUUUGUGUUCUUCCCAAUGCCACCCCAGCUCCAAGAAGGCUGUCCACCACGAGGCAUCUAGGACGCCGUUUAGCCGUGCGCGCACUUUUGAUCCUGCUGUAUGCCAAGCGUUGUAGGUUUGGGGGUAGGUGUCCGCCGAGAUGUGGAAGGGCUCCACUGGCGUGGAAGUGUCUGCUCCCUACUUUUGGAAUCGGGUGUCGAGUCCCCAGAGCAGGCUAGCCCGGGCCCCCCAGGAGCGUAGGGGUGGCACCUUUCCUACCUGUGGGUGUCCUCGGCUCACCUGACCGGCCGGGCUGGGGAGGGGCGUGUGCCCGCGCGGGUGCACCCGGGCGCCCGUCGGUGCGCGCGCGAGUGUGUUUGCGGCUGAAACCCGACACCUCCCGCUGGCUGAGGUCAGGGAGCCGGGAGCGAGCCAGUGGCCCGGGAGUGGGCGGCGUUGAGCUUGGGUGUGUCCUCGGCGGCGGCGACAGCAGCAGGUGUUUCUUGGCCGGGGCCCCGGAAGCUCCACCUCCCCAGCGGGCCGGAGCCGCCGCCACCGAGCAGCCCCGGGUGAGAUAAGCAGUUUAGACAAACACUGGGCGACGGUGGCUCCAGCAUGUGUCAGCCCUCGCCGAGGCGGAGCUCCGGGGCCCUGGCAUGAAAGGCAUGAGCCAUGAGCCCAAGUCCCCUUCACUAGGGAUGCUUUCCACCGCGACCAGGACCACCGCCACCGUCAGCCCCCUCACCCCCUCGCCGCUCAAUGGCGCCCUGGUGCCCGGCGGCAGCCCCGCCUCCAGCAGCGCGCUCCCGGCCCAGGCCGCCCCGUCCUCCAGCUUUGCCGCCGCGCUGCGCAAGCUCGCCAAGCAGGCAGAAGAGCCCAGAGGGUCCUCACUGAGCAGCGAGUCGUCCCCCGUGUCCUCUCCGGCCACCAACCACAGCUCCCCGGCCACCACGCCCAAGCGCGUCCCCAUGGGCCCCAUCAUCGUGCCUCCCGGGGGCCACAGCGUCCCCAGCACGCCUCCCGUGGUGACCAUCGCCCCCACCAAGACCGUCAACGGCGUCUGGAGGAGUGAGAGCCGGCAGCAGGAUGCCGGCUCCCGGGGCGGCAGCAGUGGUCGGGAGCGCCUCAUCGUGGAGCCCCCGCUGCCUCAGGAGAAAGCGGGGGGCCCGGCCAUCCCCUCUCACCUGCUCAGCACCCCCUACCCCUUCGGGAUUGCCCCCAGCUCAGUGGUGCAGGACUCCCGCUUCCCCCCACUGAACCUCCAGCGGCCCGUCCACCACGUGGUGCCGCCCAGCUCCGUGGCCGAGGAUUACCUGCGGAGCUUCCGGCCCUACCACACUGCCGAGGACCUCCGGAUGUCCUCUCUCCCGCCCCUCGGCCUGGACCCAGCCACCGCCGCCGCCUACUACCACCCCAGCUACCUGGCACCACACCCCUUCCCACACCCGGCCUUCCGGAUGGAGGACUCCUACUGCCUGUCGGCCCUGCGGUCCCCCUUCUACCCCAUCCCCGCUCCCGGCUCCCUGCCCCCGCUGCACCCGUCGGCCAUGCACCUGCACCUCUCCGGGGUCCGCUACCCCCCCGAGCUGUCCCACUCGUCGCUGGCGGCACUGCACUCGGAGCGGAUGUCCAGCCUCAGCGCAGAGAGGCUGCAGAUGGACGAGGAGCUGAGGCGGGAGCGUGAGCGGGAAGCUGACCGUGAGCGGGAGAAGGAGCGCGAGCGGGAGCGGGAGAAGGAGCGGGAGAAGGAGCUGGAGCGGGAGCGGGAGAAGGAGCGGGAGCGGGAGAAGGAGCGCCAGCGGGAGCAGCGGGCCCGCGAGAAGGAGCUGCUGGCCGCCAAGGCCCUGGAGCCCCCGUUCCUGCCGGUGGCCGAGCUGCACGGGCUGCGGGGCCAUGCCACGGAGGAGCGGGCAAAGCCCUCGGAGCAGCUGACCCCAACCCGAGCAGAGAAGCUGAAGGACCCAGGCCUGCAAGCGCCCAAGCCCCUGCCGCACCCCUUGCACCCCGUGCCUGCCCCCCACCACGCCGUGCCCGGCGUCAUCUCCAGCCACGGCCUCUUCCCGCUGCCCGGCAGCGGUGCCGCCACGGCCCUGCUCAUCCAGCGCACCAACGAGGAGGAGAAGUGGCUGGCGCGGCAGCGGCGCCUGCGGCAGGAGAAGGAGGACCGGCAGUCGCAGGUGUCCGAGUUCCGGCAGCAGGUGCUGGAGCAGCACCUGGACAUGGGCCGGCCCCCGGUGCCGGGGGAGGCGGAGCACCGGCCUGAGAGCGCCAGGCCAGGACCAAACCGUCACGAGCCAGGCAGCCGAGACCCUGCGCAGCACUUUGGUGGGCCCCCACCCCUCAUCUCGCCCAAACCCCAGCACCCAGCCAUGCCCACCACCCUCUGGAACCCAGUGUCUCUGAUGGACAGUGCCCUGGAGACCCGGCGGGCCCCAGAGAGCCACACUCUGCACAGCCACCCGGUCCCAUUCGAGCCGAGCCGCCAAGCCGCUGUUCCACUGGUGAAGGUGGAGCGGGUCUACUGCCCAGAGAAGGCAGAGGAGGGGACCCGGAAGCGUGAGGCUGCCCCCCUGGACAAGUACCAGCCGCCACCGCGGGAGGUGGGAAGCCUCGAGCACCAGGCCUUCCCUCAUGGGCCUGUCCCCUUCCUCACCGAGUUCGAGAAGUCCGCCCCAGCCGUACUGGGCCCGCCACGCACCUCCCUCACCCAGGCAGCCCCCUUUGCGGAGCUCAGCGGGCCCCUGAAGCCAGGCUCACCCUACCGGCACGCGGUUCCCCGGGUCCCCGACCCCACCUACAUCUACGACGAGUUCCUACAGCAGCGCCGGAAGCUGGUCAGCAAGCUGGACCUAGAGGAGCGCCGGCGACGGGAGGCCCAGGAGAAAGGAUACUUCUAUGACCUGGAUGACUCAUAUGACGAAAGUGACGAGGAAGAGGUCAGGGCCCAUCUCCGCUGCGUGGCCGAGCAGCCGCCCCUCAAACUGGACACGUCCUCAGAGAAGCUAGAGUUUUUGCAACUUUUUGGCUUGACCACCCAACAGCAGAAGGAGGAGUUGCUGACCCAGAAGCGGAGGAAGAGGCGGCGGAUGCUGAGGGAGAGGAGCCCAUCGCCCCCCACGCUGCAGAGCAAGCGGCAGACACCUUCGCCGAGGUUGGCUCUGUCCACCCGGUACAGCCCCGAUGAGAUGAACGACAGCCCCAACUUCGAGGAGAAGAAGAAGUUCCUGAUCGCCUUCAGCCUGACUCACGUCAGCGCCGAGAAGAGGAGAGACAAAGAGAAACUUGUUGAAAUGCUCCGUGCCAUGAAGCAGAAGAUGCUGCCAGCAGCCAGGGCAGACCCACUGACAAACCCUCCGAGGGACAGUCCUGCUGUCUCCCUGAGCGAACCAGCCACACAGCAAGCCUCCCUGGAUGUGGCUAAGCCUGUUGGAAUUGCUGCCUCUUUGUCUGAUGUCCCAAAGGCCAUGGAACCUGGGAGACUGGAACAGCUCCGGCCCCAGGAGCUCUCUGGAGUUCAGGAGCCAGCUCCUGCCAGUGGCGAGAAGGCCAGGCCAAGCGAGGCCCCCGGGAGCAAGAAGGCCCUGAGCAUGCUCCGUUACAUCCGGGGCCCCGCGCCCAAGGACGUGCCCGUGCCGUUGUCUCACAGCAUCAACGGGAAGAGCCAGCCCUGGGAGCCCUUCCUGGCGGAGGAAUUCGCACAUCAGUUCCACGAGUCGGUGCUGCAGUCCACCCAGAAGGCCCUGCAGAAGCACAAAGGGAGUGGAGCUGUGCUGUCUGCAGAGCAGAACCACAAGGUUGACACGUCCAUCCACUACAACAUUCCUGAGCUACAAUCCUCCAGCCGGGUCCCUCUGCCCCAGCAGAAUGGACAGCAGGAGCCCCCGUCUGCAAGAAAGGGCCCUGCCACCCAGGAGAUGGAUCAAGACUCAGAAGAGGACGAGGAGGAGGAAGAUGGGGAGGAGGAGGAAGAGGAGGAGGAAGCCCCCAGGCAGAAGUGGCAAGGGAUUGAGGCAAUUUUUGAAGCUUACCAGGAACAUAUAGAAGAGCAAAAUCUGGAGCGGCAGGUGUUGCAGACACAGUGCAGGUGGCUGGAGGCCCAGCACUACAGCCUCAGCCUGACGGCCGAACAGCUCUCCCACAGCAUGGCAGAGUUAAGGAGCCAGAAACAGAAGAUUGUCUCAGAAAGGGAGCGCCUCCAGGCAGAACUGGAUCACUUACGAAAGUGCCUUGCGUUGCCUGCAAUGCAUUGGUCUAGGGGUUACUUUAAGGGAUAUCCUAGGUGACGGUUUCCCUUGCACUAGGCCGAACCUAUAGUAUAGAAAUAUCUAUUUUAUUACCUUGAAUAUUUAAUAUUUUUCACUGGGAGGUUUGAAGCUUAAAAAAUAAUGAGAAUGUGCCAUGCAUGAAGCAAAGGAUUCCAGGCUCCAGAAUAAAGAACGAACUCACCUUGACUUCGAUGCAAUUGAAUCACCUUUGUAAUUCAGCGAGCAAUGUAGGAAACCCAUAGUUUUUCUUUUUAAAGGCGGUUUUUUCCUUUCUUCCCCCACAUCAUAUUUUCAUCUGAAAAGGAAGGCUCCGUUACCAACACUAAGCUUUGUCACUCCUGGCCCCAGGUGCAUGUGAUUGGGUCCCGUGUUGCCACCUGACUGUGCCUAAAGAACCAACUCUGCUUCUGCCGGGGUGGCGGGUCGGUCUUGUUCCUUCCCAGGGGUGAGGCCUGCUUCAGUGGGGAGAGGGUUGGGUGCAGGGUAAGUCGAGGGCUUGCUGCAGUUACUUUGCUGCAAAAUGUUCUCAAACCAAGAGUGUGUAAGAUUCACCCACCAAAGGCUUUCACUGGAAAAGCACUCAUUAAACAGAAGAUGAAUCAGUCAGCGGAAGGCACCUUUCUAUUAUUCCGCGGGGGAGAUGUACAGAGCUCUGUGUAUACAUAGUCACACCCUCCAGACUGUUACUGCAGUGGGUGGAGUUCUCAUUCAAACAUAAAUUUUGAGAGAAAAGUCAAAGGUGCUUCAGCCUUGUAUGUGUAUAUAUAUUAAAAAAAAGUUUUGUAUGUUUUUAUUACUUUAAUUAUUGUUAUAAAAAGCCUGCCAUUUUUAAUAUGUGGUUUGGGGGAUUUUUGUUUGUUUGUUUUCCUGUUUGGGGGUUUUGUUUGUUUUCUGUUUGUUUCUCUGGGCAAAAAAAGAAAAACCUGCUUUUAGUGUUUGUACUGCUGCUGGUCAGGACAUUGAAAUAUUGAAGUGUUUUUAAAAAUUAAAGCAGAAGUAAAAAGAGCUUACCAUUGGCGCCUAUGCGAUCACUUCCUUUUAAUUUGAGCUGCACCAGAACAUGAUGUAGAAAGCCAUGCAUCACUUCUUACCUCCUUCCUUUCACUCCCUCCACUGCCUUCCUGCGUCGGGCCAAGUGCAUAGCAGAUAAGCCAGCUGCUGUUCAGAGAGGAGGAGUGCAUCCCUGGCGUGAACAGGUGAAACACCUGUGUGUGUGCCCGUGUGCGCAGAUACACGUGGAGGAGUUUUUUUGUUUUAUUUUUUUUUUUAAGAACGUUUCAGGAAGUUAACAAUUUCUGUGAUAAAAUUCUUCGGUGUCUUACAGCAGUCUGAGAGCAGGUGCAAAAUAGAAACUUCAGAGGCUUUUAGAUGCAAAGCUUUGUAAUAGCCUAGAAGUGGGGUAAACAGUGUCUGGGCUGAGCUGCUCCUUUUGAACUUUCUGUGACUGACAAGCACAGGAGCAGCCAGAAACCUAGGGACUCACACCAGCGAGCAAGGGGGCACCUCCAUCCUGUCUUAGUUAUUGCCCACUCACUCAGGCAGUGUUUGCUGCAGCAGCACAAAGCAGCCAGGGGCCAGGCUGGGGACAGGAGGGGAGGAGGUGGCGGCUGGUCAGGGGACGGCUCUCGGGCAGAGCCUGCAGCCCCAGCCCUCUGCUCCACAGAACAGCUUGCUGGCAGAUGGCGUUAUGUCGCUUUAUCUGCUCCCACACAGUUUGCUUUGUACGCCUGCCAAGAACCUUGCAGUUAUUAGCAAACUCAGACAAAAAGUGCCGCCAGUAUUAUCAGCAGUCAACAAGCGCCUUCCUUUCCCCAGAUAAAACUUGAGAACGAAAGGCUGUACUGGGGGCCUCCCCCCCCCCCCACAAAGACAUUGAGAGAUCAACGUGUUCUACAGGUGGGGGCAGGUGCUUAGAGGGAGCCACACUAGCCAGCAACCAGGGCCAAGUACCACUGAGGUCCUCCAUUUAAAAUCCGCUUGCUGUUUCUGGUCUGAAGGCUUUAAGGGUUAUGUCCUAGCCCUUUUCCCAGCCUUCCUCCUACAUCACAGAAAACGUCUGGAUGCUUUUAGUAAACCAGCUUUGGUAAUGGCUUUGGCUGAGGUAAGCAGACAAAACAGAUCCGAUAACUUCAUGGAAAAGAAAAGCACAGCCCCAUCCCUUUGGCCUUCCAGGGGGAGCUCUCUGGCUGGAUUUUUGUCAUGGGAGGAACUCAUGGCAUGUGAGAUAAAUGACGGCCACCGUUAAGAGAAAGGUCUCCCCCCAGGGGUGAGCCUGGCCCUGAACUAGUAAUAAAUUCUUUCCUCUUCCAAUUGAAAAAUCCUGCCUUUCAGCUUCUCUGUCACUCUGCCUCACCAUAUUCCCACUAUCUGUGGAGAUCUCUGAAUGUUCUUGUGUUCAAGUAGUAUGACAAUCAGAGAGUAGAGAGAAAAACCAGCAAGGCAGCAUGAAUAAAGUAAGAAAAUGGUUUUUUAAAAAAAGCGUCUCUUAAACAAAAGUGUACCGCUAAGGUAUAGCACCCAAUAAUGGUUCUCCCAUCCAGUUUAUUUUAUAAUCUGAAAACACUGGAUUCUUGGCAAAGGAUUGUCUUCUAGAAAGUGAGAAUACAAUGUAACACCUAAGACAGAUUACCUUCAGUUUGGGUUCAACAAAUUGACAAAUAUGCAAUCUCUGAAGCCUUUUAUUGAACACUGAGUUUAGAAGGCAGAGUUCAGAAGUACACCACAUUUGUUCUAGAAACGCUCAGGCAAUCUAUGUGUCAGUAUUGCCAUGAAGGCCUUGGUCUUUGGCGACUGGAAGUAUCUUCCCAGCCUACCUGGAGAGAGACUGCCGUUCUGCCCUUCACAGGGAAACCCACUGAACUUAUAAGAGAACCUUCUGCUAAGUCAUGUGGUUCCACUUUUAAUCUUAUUUUUUAAAACAAACCAAACUAUCUCCAAAACUUGGUGCUAUACGACCUUAUCAUUUGAAAACAAGUUGUUUUUCUUUGUUUCAGAUAAUUGGCCAAACUAACAUGAUAAAUACCAUGCUUCUAAUUAUUCUCUCUGAUUACUGACGAAUGUAUGGCUUCCAACAUUUCUGUUUUAAAAGAAAUAAAACACUUCAUUGGCAUUAACAUUCUAAUAGACGGUUAAGGAAAUUUAGAUUGUGUUCUUGGGAACCCACACCUUCAGUAGCAGAGAAUUAAUAUAAUACAGGACCUCUUAAGAUUGUAUGUGGCAUGGUAUUUUUCUUAGUUAGCUCACAGUGCUGCCAAAUGCCAAAAAAUUAAGCUGAAUUUCAAACAAUACACCCCAAAAGAGUUGGAUUUCAAACCAGAUACUCCCUUCCCUCUGAGUCAUGUGUUUUAAAGUGCAGAAAAUCCCGAGUCUCCACUGCGAGGCGGCGAUGGUCAGCACGAGCCGACUGUUACCCUUGAGGCAGGGGAGCCAGAGUGGUUCCGGGGCUCCUUCCGCCGAGCUCUAGGCUCUCCCAGCUUGCAGUAACCGGUCCCCGACCUUGUGACAUGAGUGCAUUGCUCACCUCUGCCUGGACCUGAUGAAGACGUGAGCUGGCCGCGCUCCUCUGCGUGUGCCCUGUGCUUGGUCGCUGGAGCAGAGACCAGGGCCUGGGAGGGAGAAGAGCAUCCCCGGGCACUUGGGGGCAACUUAGAUGCUAUGAAAUUAAACCUGUUCUAAGUGUACUUGUUUGAAUUAACUGUAUUGUAAUAUUAUUUGUUGAAUGUAGUAAUUAGGUAUUUAUGAAUAUAUUGCUGUAAUUUCUGACAACAUCCAAAAAAUAAAAUCUUCCUAAAUCACA